UACAGUUACCCGGACCAUCCAAAUUGUGGGGCAUACUCUAAACGGAUAACACCUUCAAAAUCAACAUUGUUCAUGCAAUCCAACCAAUCUAUCAAAUGGAUGGUUAUUAAUGAUCCAAAAUUCCAAGGGCGGAAGCAAAUGUUACUAUUCUCUGUCUACGCUCCAUCCACAGCUACAGCGAUUUGGAAAAUCUAUCUACGGCUGAAGAUUCUCCAUCAUUUUUAAAUGGUGGUGAACUAGCAUAAGAGUCUGUCACCAAAAGAUGUCUACAUAAGCUAAAGAAACCAGAAGCUGAGGCCAGACCAGGAGCGUCUGUGUAUGGUGACGGCUCUCAUCUUCGUUGGAGGAAGGACAGAAAUGGCAACGGCUACGAUGGAGAGGAAGAGAGCAUGUGUAACUGGAGCCACAGGAUAUGUGGGGUCCAUGCUCGUUAAAAGCUUGUUAGAGAAAGGGUAUGCCGUCAACGCCACCGUCAGAGACCCAGCAAAUAGCAAAAAGGUGUCCCACCUCUUAAAUCUACAAGUCUUGGGUGAUGUAAAACUUUUCAAGGCAGAUAUCACGGAGGAAGGUAGCUUUGAUGAUGCCAUCAAUGGUUGUGAUUUCGUCUUCCAGGUUGCAACUCCAGUGAACUUUGGGUCUGAAGACCAAGGGAAUGACAUGAUCAAGCCAGCAAUCAAUGGGAUGUUGAACGUUCUGAAAUCAUUUGUUAGAGUGAAGACUAUGAAGCGUGUGGUCUGCACAUCAUCAGUGGCUGCUGUGUCGCCAAACAAUCUCAAUGGGAUGGACCAUGUCCUUGAUGAGGAGAGCUGGUCCGACGUUGAGUAUUUGACCUCUGAGAAGUCAUUGAUUUGGGGAUAUGGAGUGUCGAAAACCCUAACGGAAAAGCCAGCAUGGAAAUUCUCCAAAGAAAACAGUAUAGAUCUCAUCACCAUUGUUCCUGGUGUCAUCACCGGCUCAUCUCUAACUCCAGAGGUCCCACGAAGCGUCAGCAUAGCUGUCUUUGCUCGCAGGUAUGAUCUACACCAUGAAAUGUGGUGUCCGUACGUGCCAUCAAAUGGACAGACACAAUACAAGCUGUACACGUGUGGCUUAUGUGUGGACAUGAAUAAUCACAUACGUUCAAAUGUAGUGUAGGUACAACGCAUUCAAGCUAUGUGGGGCCACAUUGAUGAAUGAAUGCCAUCAAACCAUCCAUGUUAGGUCUAAAUCCCAAAAUCCAGCUUGAUUCAUAACUCAGGUGGGCCACGCCAAAGAUAAAAACUGGAGACAUUAGGCAGGGGUGCACCAAAUAUAGAAACCUGCAGAUGGAAUGUCGGGUCCAUCGUUUCGUAUUUAUGUCAUACCCACUCAUCAUGUUUGCACCACCAGGAUGAAGGGAUAAAAAGAAAUCAAGGCAUUAAAAGAACUAAGGUAGGCCACAAAGUUUUCAACAUGAUUGCACAUUGUCCCUUUGGUGUAUCCCAUCUGAGUUUUAGAUCAAGAUGAUCCGUGGAAUGUACGGUGAAAAUGA
Magnolia sinica is the source of this 1510-nucleotide messenger RNA. RefSeq names its product anthocyanidin reductase ((2S)-flavan-3-ol-forming)-like. The transcript has 4 exons. Lineage: Eukaryota; Viridiplantae; Streptophyta; Magnoliopsida; Magnoliales; Magnoliaceae. The record is from RefSeq and is a predicted model, not a curated record. Bases 319 to 1134 code for a protein of 271 amino acids. Gene Ontology annotation, molecular function: oxidoreductase activity, acting on the CH-OH group of donors, NAD or NADP as acceptor.